CACUACUAUAUAACAAAUAAUUUGAGCAGGAUGAAAUGGAUGGCUCGGAAUGCGCAGAACAGCAACCGAUAACGUACCCAAGACAACCUCCUCAAGAAAACCAAACUGCAAUCUCCUCCUCAAAUUGUGGUGAAUCCUCACUCACCAGUCCUAUUGAAUCAUCACCCACCAGUCCUAUUGAAUCCUCACCUACCAGUCCUAUUGAAUCCUCACCUACCAGUCCUGGUGACAUCUCAGUUCCAGAUCAAACCUUUCAUUCUGUCCGGAACGCUUCAUUCACCACCUGUAAAGGUGGUACAGACAGCUUCUACUCUUGUGUUGACACCUCCGUGGAAGGUGACCAGAGUGACCUAGAGAGGACUGUUGUGGCGUCCACUCCCAGCAAGAUCCACCACAAUCCCAAAGAUGCGAUCUUCAGGAGUAUGGAAAGUAUUGAGGGAGUAGGUUUUGGUGAGGGUUCAGUAAGUGUGGUUGUGUCUGAUGCUGAGUUGUCGAAAACCUCUUCCCGAGGAUCGGUACCAGAUCUGAACGUUGCGAAUUCCAAUCCAAGAAUUUUCAAAACUCAAAGUUCUGUCGAGUUAUUAGAAGACAGUGGCGAAGAAAAUGUGAUUGAUGAGGAUCCCUCUUCUAACUUAACAGAAAGGGCGGAUAGUAUAGACAUCCUUCCUGCUUCAUCUUCUAUCAACGUUAUCGGAUCAUCCGAGCACAUCACUGAUCAUGUCGACCACGUAAGAGCACGAAACUCCCUCAGUAACGACACUACGGUCUCCAUCAGGUCUUCCGUCUCUUCUAUCGCCAUCCUCGGUACAUCUUCUCAGAGUCCGGACUUUACCCUACCAUACUCCCUUCAAGAGGGUCCUGGUUCUGCAGAAGAUGAAGCGUUUGAUGAAAUGCCAGACAGCUCUACAGUAGCAGAGGAGGAGGAGGGUGGUGUUGGAAUACUGGAGACGUCUUUGGAGCUGAUGACCACCUCUGUGGAGACCGUCCAAACUGAAGUUUCUCAAGAAGCCAUGUCUGUGGAUACUGUCAUCAGUCCUUCUGUGUCUUUUGAUCAGAAAAAUAACUGGAAAUCAGAACCAUAUUCAAAUACAACGCCCGGUUUAGAUGAAGGGUCCUUUCAAGAUGAUGAGGCGUCAAAAGAACAAAGUUCUAACAUUGAUUAUUCAGACGAAUCUAAACUACCCCCCUCGCCUAAUUUGUUGGAUGAAGUUUCCUCCCCUACUUCAAAAAUCCAAAAUACACUGGAUCAGUUGUCUACUAACUCCUUAGGGACUACGAAUCUGGAAUCACCUUUAACUGAAAUGGUUGACGAAGCAAUACUUCCUCCUAAUAGUGAAACUGAAAACCAUUUAUUCGAUACUGUUACACCUGUUGACGGUUCUGGAACCGAAUCACUGAUAUCUGAAACAGAGGAUGGUGCUACUUCUAACUCAACCGAAGAAUCUGGAAAUCUUGAGGUGCAAUCAACGAGCUCCCUACAACUUUCUACAGAAACAGUGAUAUACACUCCAAUACCUGAGCAAUACGAUGUAACUGUCUCUCAACUUCCAGGUAACUAUGAAGGUUGCCCUUCUGAUGCCCAACAAGCAUCUUCAAACCAGAUAAACAUUUCAACCUCAGAGCUAAAGCUGUCAGAUAAAACUAAAGUUUCUGAAGAACCCGCUGAGAAAAUAGUUGUUACUCCUUCACAAUCCUCGGAACAAGCUACUAGAGUUGAGCAAUUAACCGAAAGUUCAGUUAUGUUAGAACAAACUCAGAUUUCGAACUCAGACCUUCAUGACAUACUCCAAAUUCUUCCCUCUAGGGCAGGUUUUGUUGUUUCAGAAAUUUCAGGGCAAGCUGAUGCAGCUGAUUUAGAAAGAAAGGCGCCAAAGGAUACUCACGAAUCUGAAAUUAGCGAGAAACUGAAAGCUCCUGUUUCAGAAAUACCCAUUCAAGCAGUUGUUGCUUCUUCAGAAAUUCAACAAGAUACACUGGCUUCUGAAAUUCAAGAGCAACUAGAUUUUGAUUCUCAGACUGAAGUAAUUUCAAACCAAGAAGAUACACUGGCCUCUGAAAUGACGGUGCAACUAGAUGUUGAUUUUCAGACUGAAGUAAUUUCAAACCAAGAAGAUACACUGGCCUCUGAAAUGACGGAGCGACUAGAUGUUGAUUCUCAGACUGAAGUAAUUUUAAACCAAGAAGAUACACUGGCCUAUGAAAUGACGGAGCAACUAGAUGUUGAUUCUCAGACUGUUAAAGUAAUUUUAAACCAAGAAGAUACACUGGCUUCUGAAAUGACGGUGCAACUAGAUGUUGAUUCUCAGACUGAAGUAAUUUCAAACCAAGAAGAUACACUGGCCUCUGAAAUGACGGAGCGACUAGAUGUUGAUUCUCAGACUGAAGUAAUUUUAAACCAAGAAGAUACACUGGCUUCUGAAAUGACGGUGCGACUAGAUGUUGAUUCUCAGACUGAAGUAAUUUUAAACCAAGAAGAUACACUGGCUUCUGAAAUGACGGUGCAACUAGAUGUUGAUUCUCAGACGGAAGUAAUUUCAAACCAAGAAGAUACACUGGCUUCUGAAAUGACGGAGCGACUAGAUGUUGAUUAUCAGACUGAAGUAAUUUUAAACCAAGAAGAUACACUGGCUUCUGAAAUGACGGAGCGACUAGAUGUUGAUUCUCAGACUGAAGUAAUUUCAAACCAAGUAGAUGCACUGGCUUCUGAAAUGACGGAGCGACUAGAUGUUGAUUCUCAGACUGAAGUAAUUUCAAACCAAGUAGAUGCACUGACCUCUGAAAUGACGGAGCGACUAGAUGUUGAUUCUCAGACUGAAGUAAUUUCAAACCAAGAAGAUACACUGGCUUCUGAAAUGACGGUGCAACUAGAUGUUGAUUCUCAGACUGAAGUAAUUUCAAACCAAGAAGAUACACUGGCCUCUGAAAUGACGGAGCGACUAGAUGUUGAUUCUCAGACUGAAGUAAUUUCAAACCAAGAAGAUACACUGGCCUCUGAAAUGACGGAGCGACUAGAUGUUGAUUCUCAGACUGAAGUAAUUUCAAACCAAGAAGAUACACUGGCUUCUGAAAUGACGGAGCGACUAGAUGUUGAUUCUCAGACUGAAGUAAUUUCAAACCAAGAAGAUGCACUGGCUUCUGAAAUGACGGAUCAGGUGAACCCCGAUAUUCCAGUAUCAGAAAUCCAGCAAUCAGAUAUCCCAGCUUCAGAAACACAAAUACAGAACCAAGCAGAUAUAACUUCUGCAGAAAUUCCGAAUCAAGUAGAAACUGCUUCUUCGGAAAUUAUGGAGCAACAAGCUCUUCCAUCUUCAAAAAUUCAGGACUAUUCAAAUGCAGCUUCUUUAGAUGUACAGGAGCAACCAGAUUCAGAAUCAACGAUCCCGGAGGAAGAAACCUCACCGGAAACCUCUAAGCAGCCUCAAGUUUCCCGCUGCAUGUACCCUAAUGUGGUGAUAAAACCGAGCCUCCAGAUAGCCGAGGGAGACAUUGAAGCUCUUAAAAUGAUGGACCCAGUGGAGUACUCCUCGUCAGUGGAGUCUACUCCCUCUUCUGAGUUACCUCCUAGUAUCUCUAGUCGGGAGCACACGACGAGUGAAACGUACGGAGACUUGAGUUUUGAGUCGGAGUUAACGGUCCACACUGACGAUACCACGGUACCUCUUCAAGGAGGUCGCUCCUCCAGUUUAAUUAGUGGACUGAGCGUACCAGACUCGAUACACAUUUCCGAGGAUCAUCCAGCCUCUGACCUGCUUAUCUCCCGGCUGGCGUCCGUCCUACCAAAGGAUGACGUCAUCUAUAUUACCACUAAACAGAAAUACAUGUUAAACAAACUGGAAUGUACUAACGAGAAGCUAAAGAGCUGUAACCAGUUAUCAGCUGCUCAGUACGACAAGGCUGCUCAGAACUUUAAGUAUUACACCCGUCUCUUGGUGGAGAUGAGGCGGGAUGUGGACACAGCUUUUAAACGGAUACAGUCGAUAAAGGGGAAGCUAGCUGUCACCUACCCUGUAAUAUAUGAGAGGAUGAACAGAGAAGUAGAAACAGACUACACCCAUCCUGACGAGGAGGACUUGGCGGACCUCGCAACUGCUUCUACCCAAUACCUUAGGCAUUCCUCGAAAGACGACUCCACAAAAACUUACAUCAUCAACGAUGACGAGAUUUCAGAAGUGAAAUAAAGAGAACGAGAUGAGACGCUGAUCUCUCUUCCACUCCUUAUUUGGUCAGUAACUUAAGUCAGUCUCCUCUACCCAGAUGGCUCUAAUCUCCGAACACUUUUGACUUAUUUGGACCCUAUAUUAUUUACGUCAGAUUUUUACCUCGCGUCAUUUUGUAACCGACAGGGUCAUUUAAGAUCCCAACUUUUUUAUCGUUCAUGUUCCAGUUUCUUUACAGCUGGUGCAGUAUUAUUUAAUAUACGAAUAUAAAUGUGCGAAUGUUUCCUUUUGUGUUAGUUCAGUGUGUUUUUGUAAAUUUGUUGCACGGAAGAUUUUGUUAAGAUAUACGCGAUGGAUUGUUAAGCCAAUUGUUCUAAACCUUGUUUAUGUUUGAUUUCUGUUGAACGAUUAAGAGACAAGAGUUAGAAAACCGUCCAAAGCUGUGCUUUGAUCAAGCUUUAUGGUUAUGUAUAUUUCGUAAAACUCAAUAAUUUAUACGAUUCGUUA
Messenger RNA from Bolinopsis microptera, 4664 nucleotides. RefSeq names its product mucin-2-like. Lineage: Eukaryota; Metazoa; Ctenophora; Tentaculata; Lobata; Bolinopsidae. The record is from RefSeq and is a predicted model, not a curated record. The transcript is spliced from 7 exons. Gene Ontology annotation, cellular component: BORC complex. Gene Ontology annotation, biological process: lysosome localization. The coding region runs from base 36 to 4178 and encodes 1380 amino acids.